Molecule: messenger RNA, 342 nt
Organism: Durusdinium trenchii
Lineage: Eukaryota; Dinophyceae; Suessiales; Symbiodiniaceae
Source: the annotation of a GenBank genome assembly
AUGAGGUCAACCGCAUUGGAAGGCUCCAAGCGCACUGAAGAAGAGGAGCGGGUCAUUUUUCAGAAUUGCUACUGUGAUAGGAUCUUUCUUGGGAAGGACAAGCAAACCAGCGUACAUUUUUUCAAUGCAAACAUAGGUAAAAAUUCAACAAUGCACCUGGCUUUGACUCCAGAUGCUGGAAAGUUCCAAGACCCCACAAAAAAUUUGAGCAUGGAACCCGUGCAACUGGAAUUACUGACAAGCGCUUUCUCAAAAGACUUGAAUUCCAUAGCAAGAAUCGAGGCAGGCUUGAAGAGCUCAUUUCCAACUUCAUUGCGAACACAAUAUGCCCACCUUGCCUAA